Pollicipes pollicipes is the source of this 2412-nucleotide messenger RNA. RefSeq names its product V-type proton ATPase subunit VhaSFD (gene VhaSFD). Gene Ontology annotation, molecular function: proton-transporting ATPase activity, rotational mechanism. The record is from RefSeq and is a predicted model, not a curated record. Gene Ontology annotation, biological process: proton transmembrane transport. The transcript is spliced from 11 exons. The coding region runs from base 120 to 1559 and encodes 479 amino acids. Gene Ontology annotation, cellular component: vacuolar proton-transporting V-type ATPase, V1 domain; lysosomal membrane. Lineage: Eukaryota; Metazoa; Arthropoda; Thecostraca; Pollicipedomorpha; Pollicipedidae.
GUGUAUGUGUGGUGCAAAUCCGCUCGGGUUUGAGCACAAGUUGGGUGGCUGUCGUAGGUUUUCUUUGCGAAGUAUAAUUUAGUUUGUGCACUGUGUGGAUCGGUCUCCGUCUCGUCGGCAUGGCCAACGAAACGAUUGAAAAAAUCCUAGCUACGCUUCCAGACAAUGUUGACCUCGGAGAAUGCACAGGCUUGUUACAGGUCCAGGCAGCAGAAAUAAAAGCCCAGAAAGUCAACUGGCAAUCAUAUCUCCAGUCUCAGAUGAUCAGUCAGGAGGACUACAACUUCAUUCUGGCUUACGACAACGCCGUGGGCAACCCGGAGAAGCGGAACGCCAUACUCCGCGAGCACGGCUACCAGUGCGCCAAGACCUUCCUCAAUCUGCUCGGCCACAUCUGCAAGGAUCAGACGAUCCAGUACCUGCUGAUCCUCAUCGAAGACAUGCUGACGGACAAGGACAACUGCCGCGUGUUCCGAGAGUACGCCAAGAAGAAGCGCGAGAGCGUGUGGGCGCCGUUCCUGAACCUGCUGAACCGGCCGGACGACAUCAGCGUGAACCUGACGGCCUGGAUCGUGGCGCGGCUGGCCUGCGACGGGCGCCAGCUCAUGGAGGCGUCCGACCUGCAGUUCUACUUCACCUGGCUCAAGGACCAGCUGAAGCGCCCGAACAACCAGUACAUCCCGACCAUCGCGCGCUGCCUGCAGCUGCUGCUGCGGGUGGACGAGUACCGCUACGCCUUCCUGCGUGUGGAUGGCGUGGCCACGCUGCUGGCUGUGCUGUCGUCGGGCGUCAACUUCCAGUGCCAGUACCAGCUGGUCUUCUGUCUCUGGGUGCUCACCUUCAAUAACGACAUUGCAGAGAAAAUGAGCAAGUUCAGCGUGAUCCCGAUGCUGGCUGAUAUCCUGAUCGACACUGAGAAGGAGAAGGUCGUGCGCAUGUGCAUCGCGUGCUUCAGGAACCUGAUCGAGAAGCCGCAGGACGCGAGCGUCGUGCGCGAGAACUCGAUCCAGAUGGUGCAGUGCAAGGUGCUGCGUCACCUGGAGCUGAUCGGGCAGCGCUACAGCACCGACGAGGACCUGCGCGCCGACGCCGACUUCCUCACCGGGCACCUGACGGCCAGCGUGCAGGACCUGAGCUCGUUCGACGAAUACAGCACCGAGGUGAAGUCGGGCCGGCUCGAGUGGUCGCUGGUGCACAAAUCGGACAAGUUCUGGCGCGAGAACGCCAACCGCCUCAACGACAACAACUACCAGCUGCUCAAGAUACUGAUCCACCUGAUUCAGACGUCCAAGGACCCGCUGGUGGUCAGUGUGGCCUGCCACGACAUCGGCGAGUACGUCCGACACUACCCCAGGGGAAAACACGUCAUCGAGACGCUGGGUGGUAAGCAUCGGGUGAUGGAAAAGAUGCUGUCGGAGGACCCCAACGUCCGCCUCUGCGCGCUGCUCACCGUGCAGAAGAUCAUGGUGCACAACUGGGACUACUUAUCCAAGCAGAUGGCAAAGGAAAAGGAAGUGGAUGUCAGUGACAUCAUGAAGAACCCUCUCGGCGCCCGCUAGUAUUGCCAUCUAUAGAGUGUUGUGACCACUUGUAACUAAGCAGUGUGUAGACGGAUGUUGCCGGGCUGCCUCGUUGGCCUUCACAGGCUCCACCUGAUGUUCCGAUUCUAGUCGGUCGCUGAUUGUUUGAGUUCUGCUUGCAUGGGCGCCUAUGUUAUCGUCUUCAGAGGCCACGGGACGUGCUAUCUUACGUUACGUAAUUCGAGUGAGAUGAGGGUGUCAAUAGCUUGACUCGAAAAUGCGCGCAGAGCCCACGUACUUUGUCGCGUCAUUCUGCUUUGUUAGCCUUAUGUAAGCAUUUUUAUCCGAGCAGGUUUCGCUACCGAAGUUGCAAAUAUCGUGCACCAAUAUUUUGGACCGGGGUGUUUGUCCGUGUAUCAUUAUCUGUCGUCGGGGUGUUUGUACAACGGCCGUCUCGGCGGCGGCGAGCUGCCGUCACCGGGUAGUCUCCGGUUUUUGCCUGCUCACCGGCCUCACCUCCAGCGAUGUAGGACACGACCGGUGUUUUGGCCUGCAGCUGAAUAGGCUGAUACAGGGGAACACAGAGGCUACGUAACCAUAAUUGUUAGCUGGCCGCCGGAGCGUAAUUGCUUGGGUUGAUGCGGUGGCCAGGCCGGCCGCAGUAUCCUGGGUUGUCCCGUCUGUCUGUCGUGCUGGUAAUGUUGCGUGUACCGAUGCCACCGGUCCGCCAUCACAUUCCGUGCUUAACGUGAUUGCAUUCCACUCUCGAGUUUCCGUUGCAUCACGCCUGAUGUGGGGCGCCCGUGCGGCUUCAGAGGCUGAGUCCAGACAGCUGAAUGUGUUGUUGCCGUAGUGUACCCGUGGUGACCGAUCAAUACAUCACGGUAGCUGU